AUGGAAUUAUUUUGAAUCUGGCAACCAAUAAACUAUAUAUACAGAAAAUUUAGCGUCACUUUGCCAUUUUCUUUCAGUCUUCGGCAGUGCAAGGUAGACGUAUGUGACUCUUAGUCAGCCUGUCGAAUAUUUCAUUCCAUUAUCAUUUCAUUAAGUAACUACUCAUCUCAUCUGUGCUACCAUGUCUCAACAAUUUUGUUUAAAAUGGAACAACCAUAUGAACAAUAUGAUGGAUGUUUUCAAAAGCCUCCUCUCUACCGAAACAAUGGUAGAUGUGACUCUAGCUUGCGAUGGUCUGAGCUUAAAGGCGCACAAAAUGGUUUUGUCAGCUUGUAGUCCUUUCUUCCAAUCCUUGUUUUCAGAAAAUCCCUGCCAACACCCAAUUGUGAUAUUAAAAGAUAUGAAAUAUACAGAACUUAAAGCUAUUAUUGAGUUUAUGUAUCAUGGUGAAGUGAAUGUUGCUCAAGACCAAUUGUCUGCUCUCAUGAAAACAGCAGAGACACUUAGAGUGAAAGGUUUAGCUGAAGUGACAAAUGAGAAAGAUUCUCAAUCUAAUAACUCAGCUCAGGACGAACCUACUCACAGAUCUGUUCCUAGGACGGAUUCGCCCCCUCAGAGUAAAAGGAGAAGAGGUCGAACACGUAAACGGUCUCUUAGUGACUCUAAUCGUAGUGAUGAUGACUCUAACGAGCCUAAAAUCAAACAACCAAUGUCUCCGGACAUUGAAGAACUAUCUGGUGAUGUGACGAUGGACGUUUCUAGUUCUCAGUUUUCUAGUUUGCAAUCUCAGGUGCCUAUGCAAUCUACCCCCUCACAUAGUUCGAACACUUAUAAAACCUCAUCUGUGAUAUCUCAUGAUCCUCAUGUAGAAGAACCAACCUCUGCUGAUGAAAGUGAGUUUGGGGUUGAGCCUACUAAGCUCCUGGAACAAACAUUAACAACUGAAGAGCUCAAUGCUAGGAGAAGGUCUUCAAAUGUUGAAAUGCAGAGGAGGCCUAGAGGUAGCACAGAUCAUUCUACAAUAGUGCCAACAUCUAUGUCAGAUACAUCUAAUCAACAACCAGAUAGUCCAGUUGAUAUUAAACCAGAAGUAUUAGACUUAGAACCACCUAUGUCCACUCCAGGACCCUCUCAUAGUAAUGAUAAUGCUAUGAUGGUCUAUAUGGAUCAAUCGAACUCUUCUCAUCCAGGGCCGAGUGGUUACCAGGAUAAUUCAGCCCUGGUACCACAGGACUCUCAACAGCAAGGUAAUUAUCAUGCCGUAAUGACUUAUUGUUAAAUUCAUUUGGACUUAGGAGGAUGUUUUUAUGAAUUGAAUUAGGUUGCAUCAACAUCUUGACAAAACUUGUCUUCAUGCAGAGUUCAGCGUGUACUUUUCUUUAUCUUAUUAUUGGAAUAAUUUUUCCAUUAAAUUUAUUUGCUAAUAAACUAAUCAUUACUAUAGCUGCCUGAGAUUUACUCGCGAAAUCAAAAGUCGAUAAUCCACAAAGUAUGGCAUAUUUUUGUCAUUUAGAAUGUGUCUGAAACUGCUAAAUCUGAAUUCUUAUUCUCGUGAUUUUAGUGACAAUCAUAAGUUGUCAUAUUUACUUGAUUUAAAAGUUGCGCUUUAAGAUUUUGUAUUUACCUAAUUAAAAUGUACAUUGUGCUUUCUAUCCGCAUAGUUAAUAUCAGACAGCAGUUUGUUUUCUCCUGUUUUUAAAAUCAGAUUGUGGUUUGUAUUCACACAAUUGUAAUAUCAACAAUAAAUUUUUGUAUUUGUACACAAUUAAAAACUAAAGAAAGUUUUCCUUUAAUUAGUCAAGAGUUUUUCGCUUAGUCACAAUGAGCUUGUCAUGCAUGUUUCUGUUACUAAGAAGUUGGCAGCUAUGCAUUACAUAAGUUUAUAAAAAAUUAAAGAAAUUUAAUUUAGAUGCAGUUAUUUUAAAAUCUAAAACAUCUUAAAAAUCUAAAAUAAAGAUAAUCUAAUUCAGAAAUACCUUGUCAAUGUGAAAUGAUUAAUUUCAUUUUGCAUUAUUUCAAGUGCAUAGAGACAAGUUUGUAAGGUAUUGAUAACUUAAAUAUAAGGCUUUUACCUACUUGGUCUGCUGUAAUUUUAAAUUUCAGCUUUUUAUAAAUAGUAAAAUACCUGAGUAUUUUACAUUAAGAGUUUUAAAUAUCAUCUCUGCCAACAACACCCUUACAUCUUAUUAAAAUUUUCAAUGUGAAUGUUUUAUAUUUCAAAACUAGAAAAAUAUAAUCCUUUAAAAAAAUAUUUUUAUGAAGUAAUCUUACUGAGAAAAAGCUCUAAAUUUUGUAAGAUGUUAAGUAUAUCAGUAUCAUUCAUAUUUUAUUUCAAGGAAAGUUAUUGCUCUGGUGGAUCAAAAGUUCUAACAUGCUAGUUUGAAUUGAGCAAUUAGGUCUAUAAAGGGUUAACAGCUUCUCUUUGAUUUUUAUAUUUUUAAGAAAAAUGCAAAUAGAAAUUAAGUACUUGCUCACAUUUUUAUGUAUUUUGAAGAAUUAAAUUUAUUGAGUGUCAAUUGGUUUACCUAAGUGUCACCUAAUGAAAAUGCAAUGAAGUUUAAUAUUCUUAAAAAUAAUUUUCUGGUACAUUAUUUCUUAAAAAAAAAUUUCUGCCUUUUAUUUGCUUAACUUAACUACUAAAUUUUGUGCUCUUAAAAAUAGAUCAAUAUGAAUACUUUCUUAUUAAUGUUGAAAUGUUCUUAAGUUUCUAUUUUGAAAGUUGGCAGGUCGAUAUAUUUCAUAAGGUUUUUUUUUUCUUUUCAUUAAUUGAUAACAAUAGUAGUAUGGGUUUGACCCACUACUAUUUUUAGGAGUUAACACAGCCUCCUAGUUCAUUUGAAUAUGUACUUGUUAUAGUUUUAUCAAGAUCACUGUUUUCUGUUAUGUGAAUGCUUAUUAAAUUUUUUUUUUUAUCUAAUAUAUAAGCUAUGCCUAUCCAAUGAAAUUAAGAAAAAGUUCUCAGAUUUAUCUUCAUUUCUGGAAAAUAAUUUUUAUUUUGUUGCAAAUUUUAGUAAAAAAUUCAUAGUUUUAGAAAAAAAUAACAUAAAUAGAAAAUGCAUAAUUAAUAUUUUAAAAUGUCAGUAUAUUCACCUUUAUUACUAAAUUAUAGUCAAUAUUGUUUAAUAAAGCAUAAAAUUUUUAAAAGAAGCUCCCAUUUUAAGAAUUGUAGAGGAUCUUUAAUUAAUCUAAUGAUGAUGAAAAAUAUUUUGCCUGAAUGUAAAGGUUAAAGAAAAUUAUGAACUUGAUAAGACUUAUUAAAUUUGUAGCCUAUUAAAAUAUUUUUGCUAUGUCUUAAAUUUUACUGUUAUUUUAAAAAUUAAGAUUAUGAUAUAUUAUGCUUAUGUUUAAACCUAUGUUUUGAAAGAUUACUGUGGUUUAUUGAUUCCUUAAGCUUAUAAGCUAUACCAAAUCUUUCAAAAUAUGGAUUUUAUGUGGUAAGUUAUGUUUAUUAGUAUAUAUAUAUUAGAGAGAAAAUCAUUUAACCUUUAUUCAAAAUUCAGCUCUGUGCAAUUUUUGGGGAACUAAGUUUACCCCUCUCCCUUGCAUAAAGAAAUCUAAUGUUACUGAAUCUCUCUAAUAUGUACCGUUUUUACUGAAUCUCCCUGAAAUGUACUGUUUGUAAAAAUGUGCUAAUGGUUAUUCGGAGUAAGAGCAUUUCAGCGACGAAACCGCUACUCGAUUAUCGCUAUUGUGACGUCUUGCCGCUCGCUCGUUUGCUCAAGAUUCGCGAUGGUCAUCUUUGAAGAAAGGAUUCCAUUAAAUGGUGAGUUAAGCUCUUUACUACUUCCUUUCAUUAUCUUGUAAAAAAUUAUGACAGUCAUGGGUAAGGUGACUUGGUAUAAGUGUACUAAUAUUUUUAUUCCCACAAAUAGGAUAAUUGUCAAUAUCAUUGUAAAAAUGGCUUAUUGUAAUGUAAAACUUGUAGAUUUGAAUGUGUUCUCCAAUUUGUAAAGCAUGCCCCAUGCUGCUGGGAAAAUAAAAUUUUUGUAAAAUAAAAUUUUUGUUAUUUUC
Molecule: messenger RNA, 4011 nt
Organism: Parasteatoda tepidariorum (common house spider)
Lineage: Eukaryota; Metazoa; Arthropoda; Arachnida; Araneae; Theridiidae
Biological process (GO): regulation of transcription by RNA polymerase II
Cellular component (GO): nucleus
Molecular function (GO): protein binding
Source: RefSeq, a predicted model, not a curated record